UACUGAUCAUUUUCUGCCGUUACCGCGACUUGGCAAGAAAAAAACUGAAGCGUGAACCUCGUUCAACGAGUGUGUCGAAACUUAAUCGAUUUUUCAUUUUCGUCCUAAACCAGCGUAUUGUUUAGCAAACAAGGCAGCAAGCUAAUUUAAUUUUAACCUACAACUGACCAACCUCAAGCCGAAUGUGAUCGCCCUUCCUCAUUGUCGGACACUCUGCCAACGAGUGAAGGCCAAGGAACAUAACAGCAUAUCGCCAUUAUAUGAGCCAGUGUCCAGUGUUACUUUUACCCUCCAUGUGGGUGAGGGAGCUGUGUGUUUCAGAUUAUGGCGAGAAAAACAGUUAGCAGGAAAAGGAAGGCUGGAGAGCCGAAGGACCAACAACAGCUGGGCUGGUGUCAGACUCCACACAAGCGGAGCCGAGUUUCCUGUUCAUCACGGCAUGCCCAGCAGUCAUGGUGUAGUCGGCGCUCCGUUGUUUGUGCUCUCCGGAGCCGGGAGUUCAGACCUCAGCAACAGCAUGAGUUGCAGUUCCAGCGGAGCUUGCGUGGCUUUGCAGCAGGCAAACUCCCCGGGAUCCUCAAGGAAAGGGAGUUUUCUCUGGGACGACUCAACAAGGUGUUUGCAUCACAGUGGCUCAACCACCGGCAGGUGGUUUGUGGGACAAAGUGCAACACGCUUUUUGUCGUUGAUGUCCUGACAGGACUUAUAACACGCAUUCCAAUGCUAAAGGACAGAGAGUGUAGUGAUGGAGGCUCUGGAGUGGUUGGUGCAAUGGUGGGGGAACGACCUUACCUCCCAACAGGAAGCCCCCGUGCCCGGCUAGACCAGCAGGGCUGUGGCAUCCAUGCGAUCGAACUAAAUCCCUCAAAGACACUGCUCGCCACUGGAGGAGAUAACCCUAAUAGCUUGGCCAUUUACCAGCUGCCUACACUGGACCCCGUUUGUGUUGGAGAUACUUUUUUUCAGGAGGGACACAAUGACUGGAUUUUUUCCAUAGCAUGGAUCAGUGACAACAUGGCAGUUUCCGGAUCCAGAGACGGCUCCAUGGGUUUGUGGGAGAUUACAGAGGAAGUGUUGAGUCAGGCUGAGAGGAGACAGAACGAAGAGCCGGUACCUUCCUACGCCCACAUCUCCCACCGAACCCUCAAGGACAUCCCCAAGGAGUACACCAACCCCUACAACUGUAAAGUUCGAGCUCUGGCCUUCAACAACAGCCAUAAAGAACUGGGUGCUGUGUCCUUGGACGGCUAUUUUCACCUCUGGAAAGCAGAGAACAACUUGUGCAAGAUACUGUCCACCAAGCUGCCUCACUGCAAAGAGAAUGUGUGUUUGGCAUAUGGUCAGGACUGGUCAGUGUACGCCGUGGGCUCUCAGGCCCACGUUUCCUUCCUGGAUCCUCGGCAGCCCAUACACAGCAUCAAGUCCGUCAAUUCCAAAGAGAGAGGAAGUGGGAUCCGUUCAGUGAGUUUCUAUGAGCACAUCGUGACGGUGGGAACCGGUCAGGGUUCCCUUCUCUUCUAUGAUAUCCGGGCUCAAAGAUUCCUGGAAAACUCUUUUAAUCCAGCUGGUGGGUAUCGGAAGUGCCCAGGAGAUGGCAUUCUUAAGCUCACUACAGGACAAGGCUGGCUGAACCACGACGAGACGUGGAGGAGUUACUUCUCAGACAUUCAUUCCUUCCCCAACGCCGUGUACACCCACUGCUACGACGAGUCCGGUACCAAACUGUUUGUAGCCGGUGGGCCGCUCUGCUCGGGGCUGCACGGCAGCUACGCAGGACUGUGGAGCUAGUUUCUUCUUUUUUUUGUCCCCACGCCCCCCAAUCACUUUUCCCAUUGCAUCUUUAUCUAGAUGUUCACUUCUCAAGUACCUCCACCCUUAACCCUUGCCAGCAUCAUUAUUCACAUCACUGUCUGCAGGUUCAUCUUGCUCAAGUUUUUUCACUCAAACGUGGACUCAGGAACAUGAUCUUUCAUAACCGACAAUAGUUACUGUGGAUGUUUGUCCAUUUUUACACUGCCCCUUUUCACCCCUUAAUA
Molecule: messenger RNA, 2036 nt
Organism: Nematolebias whitei (Rio pearlfish)
Lineage: Eukaryota; Metazoa; Chordata; Actinopteri; Cyprinodontiformes; Rivulidae
Gene: dcaf12
Product: DDB1 and CUL4 associated factor 12
Exons: 9
Coding region: 325-1788 (487 amino acids)
Cellular component (GO): Cul4-RING E3 ubiquitin ligase complex
Molecular function (GO): protein binding
Source: RefSeq, a predicted model, not a curated record